UCGUGUUGAGGAGUAGAUUCUAAUCAAGUCGAUCUUGGUUUGCACAGAUAUAGCCUGCGUUCCAGACCUGCAACUAGCCAUGAAGUACACACCCACGAUCUCUCAACACUCGUAGAGAAACCUUUCCCAAGAACCCAGAUCGAGGGGUCUGCAGCCACAAACCAUCGCAAGCUCCCUCCCCCUCGAGAAAUUUGAGAUCUCCCCGUUCCGUUCCCCACGCGCUGCCGGUCUUCUCCCUCUGCCUCCGCGGGUUGGGUAAGUGGGCGGAAACCCUUCUAUUCUUGCGGACUUCAACUUGGUUGUAUUGGGAGCUGCUGCUGGCAUCCCUUCAGGACUUCCAGAAAUGGGUGAUCAAGAAAGUGGAGUUGAAGACCUAGAGCGCAUACUUAGCGAUGUGAAUGCAGAACCCAUCACGAUACCAUAUGCGGUAAUAAAAUCAGUUACAAAAAACUUUGCUCAGGUUAUCGGUGAUGGUGGGUUUGGAGUGGUUUACCUGGGAGGUCUUCGAAGCGGGAUGGUUGCUGUGAAGAAGCUUUCCAUAUCAGAAAGUUUUACUGAUAAGCAAUUUUUGGACGAAGUUGCUUGUUUAAAGAGGGUAAAGCACAAAAAUAUUGUAAAAUAUAUAGGCUACUGUGCAGAUACACAAGGAUAUCUGAUGGAAGUAGAUGGUAAACAGAGGAUUGUUGAGGUGCAGCAAAGAUUACUCUGCUUUGAGUAUGUACCAAAUGGAAGUCUUCACCAUUAUCUUCAAGAAAGCAUUGGUGGAUAUGAAUGGAGUAUUCGUUAUAAAAUAAUUAAGGGAAUUUGUCAGGGUUUGCAUUAUCUGCACCAAAGACGCAUUAAUCAUUUGGAUCUCAAACCUGCAAAUGUGUUGCUGGGUGCUCACAUGGAGCCAAAAAUUACAGAUUUUGGUCUGUCAAGGUGCAUUGAUGAAAACCAGUCCACAAUAUUCACUACCAACUUGCGUGGAACACCAGGAUAUAUCGCACCAGAAUUCAUAGAUAAACAAAAAAUAUCUUUCAAGUCAGAUAUAUUCAGUUUGGGCAUUAUCAUGACAAGGCUGUUGAUAGGGAGUAACGAGAGUAUUGCUGAAAAUUGGCAUGAAUCAUUACAUGUAGAGUGCCAACAAAUGAAGAUAUGCAUUGAAAUAGCACAAAUUUGUGCAGAAUAUGAUCCAUCUAAGAGACCUACUAUCGCUGACAUAAUUCUUAAGCUGAAUAAGACAGAAACCAUGGUUCAAAAGGUUCCUCCAGAUGUUAAUGAGCCCAGAAAUGAUCCAAGGUCUUCAUUAUACCAGGUUGUGAAAAGAUUCUGGGCACUGCCCACACAAACUCUUCACGAAUAUUCUAGCAACGGUGCCACCUCGACAACGGUGCCACAGCCACCGCCGUCAAAGGGGAAGCUCAUCACGAUUCUGAGCAUCGACGGCGGCGGCAUCCGUGGUCUCAUCCCGGCGACCAUCAUCGCCUGCCUCGAGGCCAAGCUCCAGGAGCUGGACGGCCCGGACGCUCGGAUCGCCGACUACUUCGACGUGAUCGCCGGGACGAGCACCGGCGCCCUGCUCACGAUGAUGCUGGCGGCGCCGAACGAGAACAAGCGGCCGCUGUUCGCUGCCAAGGAUCUCACCACCUUCUACCUCGAGAACUGCCCCAAGAUCUUCCCACAGAGAAAGGCAGGAUGGCUGUCUACGGCGAUGGACCUGAUGUCCACGAUGAGGGGUCCCAAGUACGACGGCGUGUUCCUUCACGACAAGAUCAAGAACCUCACCCACGACGUUAGGAUCGCGGACACGGUGACCAACGUCAUCGUGCCGGCGUUCGACGUCAAGUACCUACAGCCGGUCAUCUUCAGCACCUACGAGGCCAAGAACGAGCCCCUCAAGAACGCGCUCCUCUCCGACAUCUGCAUCAGCGCAUCAGCAGCUCCAACCUACUUCCCGGCCCACUUCUUCAAGACCGAGGCUCCCAACGGCAAGUCUCGGGAGUUCCACCUCGUCGACGGCGGCAUGGCGGCCAACAACCCCACCAUGUUGGCCAUGUCCAUGCUCACCAAGGAGGUGCUCCGUCGCAAUUCGGACUUCCAUUUGAACAGGGACUCCGUCGAUUACCGGGACUACCUCAUCAUCUCUAUCGGGACCGGGUCGGCGAAGCAGUCGGAGAAGUACACCGCACAUCAGUGUGCUAAAUGGGGUCCCGUCCAGUGGCUCUACAAUGGCGGCUUCACCCCGAUCAUCGACAUGCUCUCCCAUGCCAGCUCUGGCAUGGUCGACAUCCAUGCAGCCGUGCUCUUUGAGGCCUUCCACUCUGAGAUGAGCUACCUUCGCAUCCAGGAUGACUCGUUGAAGGGGAACACGUCAUCAGUGGACAUCGCGACCAAGGAGAACAUGGAGACCCUGAUAGGGAUCGGCAAGGUCCUGCUCAAGAAACCGGUGACGAGAGUGAACAUCGAGACAGGGAUCUACGAGACCGUUGAUGGUGAGGGCACAAACGAAGAAGCGCUAGCACGCUUCGCCAAGAUACUCUCUGAAGAGCGCACGCUACGCAAGAACAAUCUCAACGCGUAAUAGCUCUCAGUUACGCUUCGCCAAAAAAUUGAGCCCAAGGAUCAGCAGCGGUGAUAAUAAUUAGUUGUUUUUUAAUAAUAAACUAGUGGACGCGUGCCGCAGGUGAUAAAAAAAGGAUGGCAUACAAGAUCAUGUAUAAUAUAAUAAUAAAUAGUUACUAUAUUACCGAAAUUGAAAGUGAAAUAACAUAUAAC
Molecule: messenger RNA, 2757 nt
Organism: Setaria italica (foxtail millet)
Lineage: Eukaryota; Viridiplantae; Streptophyta; Magnoliopsida; Poales; Poaceae
Product: patatin-like protein 1
Exons: 11
Coding region: 344-2563 (739 amino acids)
Biological process (GO): protein phosphorylation; lipid metabolic process
Molecular function (GO): monoacylglycerol lipase activity; glycerophospholipase activity; protein kinase activity
Source: RefSeq, a predicted model, not a curated record